AUGGUCACCAAGGGACCCUUCUCAAACACAGCUCCCAUUCUGCUCGGCCAACGCCGCGGCAUCUCAGACCUGGCACGAACUACCUUAGACCUGGCCUGGGUAUCCGAGAGUGCAGAGCACAACAACUUUGCUCGUUAUCGGGCAUAUCCCUCUCCGCCCAUGUCAGGAUCUCCGCCACUCCCCCCAAAACCACCCCAGGACGCUGGUGAUCGUGGGCAAGUAUCAGCGGGAUACUCAGCCCCUAGCCAGCCUGACGCCUAUUGGAGUAAUCUGAACCAACAGCCACCAGUUGACCACCGAGGACCUCCCAAUAUGCAACCAACGCUUCCUAGGUUGUUUCAACAAGGACCUCCAGACACAUCUCCAUAUUCAUAUCGAAGGGCAGACGAUCCCGUAUCUCGACCAGUUUCGUACAUCCAGUCAGGGCCACCUCCCAUGUCCCAACAACCGAGUUAUAUACCCCCCGGGGCCUCAGGGGCCCUCUCGCCAUAUACAUCAUCUGCUCGUCCUUCGACUGAGAAUCAAUCAAUGACUUCGCCAAAAUCGCAAAGGAAAACCAAAGGGCACGUUGCAUCUGCAUGCGUCCCUUGUAAACGAGCACAUCUUCGUUGUGAUGCACAACGCCCAUGUUCAAGAUGUAUUACAAAUGGAAAGGAAGAGUUAUGUGUUGAUGUUCAACAUAAAAAAAGGGGCCGGCCACGGCUGAGAGACGAUCGCGAAGCUCGCUACGAUCCAUCGAGGUUCCCUCAUCCACAAGAUGCCACGGCAAGAAGGCCACUGAGUAUAUAUCCUUCUGGUGUCCCGAUAGGACCAGGAGAGCACAUGAAUACACGAUAUCCCGAGCGAGCUCCGAACAUGGACCCUUCAACUUACCCACCCGCGUUAUCGACCGGAUCUCGAGGCCCAGAUGCCGUUGCAUUCUUGAAUAUGAAGAUGGAUUUUGCGAAGGCAUCGCCGGCUUUCAUGGAGGCCGUGGGCCAAGCAGAUCUCCAAGGACAGAAUUUGAGCGAGGCUGUCGUGUUGGCAGAAAGAGAAAAGGUUGUGUCGAUCCGAAGCCAGUUGAUCGAGGAACAAACGCGGAAGGAGCCGAAUUAUUUACCCCCGAUCAUCUCGAGGCUCGACCAUAUCAUUCAAGGCCUGGGCUUCGGCGCGGAAGAAGUUGGGAGAUUCCAGCUUGAUCGACACGAGUACCUAACAUUCAGAGCUGCCGACGGACAACCCAGACAAUACCCCAUUCGACUCGGACUUGCGAAGGAGGGUACGAUCUAUUUCGUAGUCAUGGUGCUCAGCUUACCACUGCGGCACGCGUACCCUUUGCCUUCCUCUCCUGCUGCAAGAGAAGCCGCGCAUUCGUACGGUCAGCCACCGACACCGCAGUCUGUAUAUAGAACGCCGAUACACCCUGCUUCCCAUUUUGAUAUUACGAGGAACCGUUUCAACGAGGCGCCGUUGGUAUCCCGACCGGCCACGGGCCCAUCAACACAGUUACCUGUUAACCCGAAUCUUGGGAUUGCGACUGGGGCGGGUGCAACAUCGUAUGCUGCAUCGACGAGCCAGACAGAAUAUGGAGGUCCCCCACCGUAUAAUGUGCCGCGAAGUGAGCUGCCUCCCUCAACCGCAUUUCGACCUCAGGCAGCUUUUCAACUUCCGCCAAUCCGGGCUCAUCCUGAGCGACCUGCAUCGCGACCUCCCACGGAGCAGAAAUGGGCGCGCGAGGAGAGACCAAACCGAGUUGAUAUUGGCGGUCUGAUCGAUAGACCAGAGAACGCAGAGCGGCCACGAUAG
Fusarium sp. VM40 is the source of this 1785-nucleotide messenger RNA. Lineage: Eukaryota; Fungi; Ascomycota; Sordariomycetes; Hypocreales; Nectriaceae. The record is from the annotation of a GenBank genome assembly.